AUGGGUCGAAAUGAAUUAAUAUUUUAUUAUGGAUACGAUUUAUCUUCAUUAACGAUACAACAACGAAAUUUAAUUUUAAAUGCGUAUGAAGAAAAAUUAAAGUAUUCAAAUCAACCACAAUUACUACCACAAUCUUCUUCUUCUUCAAUGCGAAAUUACACUGAUAAUUUCACUAAAGAUUUCAGUGAAGAUUCCGCAAUUGGAAUUAAAAGACCUGAUGGAAUUCAUUGUCCAUUGGUUGAAUUAUUAGAAUCAUAUGAAAACAUUGUAAAAUUGAAUGAAAUUGAAAAUGAAAUUUUAAAAAUACGUGAAGAAAAAGUUAAAAAUUUAAUUAGAAUGAAUAUAAUGAAUAUUGAAAAUAAGAAAAGGAAAAUUGAAAAUUAUUCUGUUAGUACAACUCCAACUACUCCUAUAGAUAAAUUUUCACUUGAAUUCAUUUUAAAUAGUUCUCCUCAACCAGUAAUCGCAAAUCCAAUAAAUCCAAAAAAUAUAAAAAAUAUAAAAAAUAAAUAUAUCGCUCCAUUAGGUUUAUAUCGUGAUUAUUCUGGUAUAAAUAAUCCUACACCCUAUUUAUAUUUUUUUAGAUUUUCUCAUUUUAAUCAAAAUUAUGAACUCGAUUUAAAUUUAAUGUCUCAAAUUGAAAUGUUGGCAAAAACCAAAGAAGAUGAAAUAUUACAAUUCUUUAAUAAUUUAGGAAUAAUAAAUUUACAACAACCUCGAUGUCCUCAUUUUCAAAUCCCUACUCCAAGAACUCCUAGGCCACAACAAUAUCUUAAUUCACCUUAUAUUAAUAAUCCCGCUUCAUAUUUUGAUUCUCAUUCACGUGAUCAAAAUAGGCGUAAUUCAGAAGAAGAAUAUGAUAGUUAUCCGAUGGAUGAUAUAUCAAAAUUUUAUGACGAUAGUGAUAAUGAGAGAGAUUUUGUAGAAGAACCUGCUUAUCCUGCGGAAGCUUUGCCUAUUAAUUCAUCAAAUUAUGGUUCUGGAAAUCAAUCUUCGGAAACUGUUUAUGUUGCUUGGAGUUCUGAUAAUCAUCAAGUUCCUGUAUCAAAAGAGGAAAUUUACGAUAUUUUCAUUGAUUUAACUAAUAAAUUUGGUUUUCAAAAAGAAAGUAUGAAUAAUAUGUACGAUCAUCUAAUGUGUAUGCUAGAUUCACGUGCUUCAAGAAUGUCUCCUUCUCAAGCUUUAUUAUCACUUCAUGCUGAUUUUAUUGGUGGUGAAAAUUCUAAUUAUCGUAAAUGGUAUUUUGCAACUAGAAUGGAUUUAGAUGAUGUUGAUAAUCAUACAAAUCAUAAACCAAAAAAUAAUGACGAUCUCAACGGACGAUGGAAUCAACGUAUGAAUCAAAUGUCUCAAUAUGAUCGUUUACGUCAAAUUGCUUUAUGGCUUUUAUUAUGGGGUGAAGCUGCUCAAAUUAGAUUUAUUGGUGAAUGUUUAUGCUUUUUAUUCAAACUUGCUGAUGAUUACUCUAAAAGUCUUGAAUUCAAAUCAAAAGUUCAUCCAGUACCGGAAGGUGAAUAUCUUAAACAUAUAGUUACUCCACUUUAUCGUUACAUUCGUGGUCAAGGAUAUGAAAUAAUUGGUGGAAAAUUCGUUAGAAAAGAAAAAGAUCACGUUGAUAUAAUAGGUUAUGAUGAUAUUAAUCAAUUAUUUUGGCAUCCUGAGAGUAUUGAUCGUAUAAUCUUAAAAGAUAAUAAUUCAACACGUCUUAUGGCAUUUCCUCCUAGUCAAAGAUAUCAAAUGCUUGGUCAAGUAGAUUGGAAAAAUGUUUUUGAAAAAACUUAUAAAGAAAAGCGUACAUGGUUUCAUCUUGCCGUUAAUUUCACUCGUAUAUGGAUUAUUCAUAUUGCAACCUUUUGUUAUUAUACCGCUUAUAAUUCUCCUUUCCUUUAUAUGGAUCCAGGUGUAUCUGAACCAGCAGUUCAUUAUUCUAUGGUCGCUCUUGGUGGAUCUGUGGCAACUUUAUUCAUGAUAAUUGGAUGUAUUUGUGAAUUCUUAUUUAUUCCUCUCAAUAAUGAAAAUGUUACGAUGUUAACAAAACGACUCAUUUUUCUAUUUAUCAUAUUAAUUAUUAAUACCGCUCCUACUUAUUACAUUUAUACGAGAGCACGUUCAACUUCAACUUCUUUAAUAAUAGCAUUGACUCAACUCGGUAUUUCUUUUUUAACAACAUUAACUUUUGCUAUAGUACCAAGUGCAAAUUUAUUUGGUAGUUUGAAUAAAAGUUCACAAAGAUAUAAGGCGAUUAAAACAUUCACAGCUAAUUAUCCAACAUUAAAUACUACUGAUAGAGCAAUCUCAAUUAGUCUUUGGUGUUGUGUAUUUGGAUGUAAAUUAGUUGAAUCUUAUUUUUUCAUGUCACUUUCUUUCAGUAGUCCUUUGAAAGCAAUGUACGAUCAAAGAGUUAUUGGUUGUAAUGAUAAACUGGCUGGAGACAUGCUUUGUUAUUAUAUGCCUGUAAUGUCAAUUGUGAUUAUGUUUAUUAUGGAACUUGUACUUUUCUUUUUGGAUACUUAUUUAUGGUAUAUCAUUUGGAGUGCCAUUUUUUCGGCGGUUCGCGCUUUAUAUCUCGGAAUGUCCAUUUGGACUUCAAUGAAAAAGAUCUAUUCAAUGUUACCCGAGAAAAUAUAUUCAAAGAUUUUAGCAGCUACAAACAUGGAAAUAAAAUACAAACCACCAGUUCUUGUUCCCCAAAUUUGGAACGCGAUCGUUAUUGCAAUGUAUCGAGAACAUUUUGUGUCUAUGGAAAAUGUUCUUUCAGAAGAUGGACAGCAAUCGUUAAAUCCCCCUACAUUUUUCGAAUCUCCCAAUUCAGAUUAUUUCUUUCCACCACAAAGUGAAGCAGAACGUCGUAUAUCAUUCUUUGCACAAAGUUUAUCAACUACAAUUCCAGAUCCAUUACCAAUCCAAAAUAUGCCCACAUUCACAGUAUUGACUCCUCAUUAUUCUGAAAAGAUUCUUCUUUCCCUUCGUGAAAUUCUUCGUGAAGAGGAUCAAAAUAGUCGAGUUACUUUACUCGAAUAUUUGAAACAAUUACAUCCAAUAGAAUGGGAUAAUUUUGUUAAAGACAGUAAAGUAGUUGAAGAAAAGAAUAUGACUCCACAAACACCACAAUUAUCUCUAUCAAAUAGUAAUGCUUCAACAAUAGAAACAAUUAAAGAUAAAAAAAAUGAUGACUUAGCUUUUUACUCUGUUGGAUUUAAAUCAUCAGCACCUGAAUAUACAUUACGUACACGUAUAUGGGCCUCACUUCGAUCUCAAACCUUAUAUCGUACAAUAUCCGGAUUCAUGAAUUAUUCAAAAGCGAUCAAACUUUUGUAUCGUGUUGAAAAUCCCGAAAUCACUUCAAAUUUAAAAAAUAAUCCAGAAAAACUUGAAGAAGAAAUGACAGCCUUGGCUCGUCGCAAAUUCAAAUUCCUAGUAUCCAUGCAAAGAUAUGAUAAAUUCAAUAAUGAAGAACGAGAAAAUGCCGAAUUCUUAUUACGUGCUUACCCGGAUCUUCAAAUUGCUUAUCUUGAUGAAGUACCUCCGGAAAAUGAAGGAGAAGAACCAAAAAUAUUUUCCGUAUUAAUAGAUGGUCAUUGUAAAAUAUUAUCUAAUGGAAAAAGAAAACCUAAAUUCCGUAUUCAACUUCCCGGAAAUCCGAUCCUUGGAGAUGGAAAAUCUGACAAUCAAAAUCAUGCAAUCAUCUUUUAUCGAGGUGAAUAUUUACAAUUGGUUGAUGCUAAUCAAGAUAAUUACCUUGAAGAAUGUCUAAAGAUUCGUAGUGUCUUAAGAGAAUUUGAACAAUAUGAAAUGCCUACAACAUCUCCUUAUGCUCCAUCUGCUGAAUCAAUCAAAAAAGAUCCUGUAGCAAUUGUUGGUGCUCGAGAAUAUAUCUUCUCUGAAAAUUAUGGUGUUCUUGGUGAUGUGGCGGCCGGUAAAGAACAAACUUUUGGUACAUUGUCUCAAAGGAUUAUGGCCAAAGUAGGUGCUAGGUUACAUUAUGGACAUCCGGAUUUCUUAAAUGCCAUAUUUAUGAUAACUCGUGGUGGUAUAUCAAAAGCACAAAAGGGUUUACAUCUUAACGAAGAUAUUUAUGCUGGGAUGAGUGCUUUUAAUCGAGGUGGACGUAUUAAGCAUACUGAAUAUUAUCAAUGUGGUAAAGGUCGUGAUCUUGGGUUUGGAUCUAUUCUUCACUUUACCACCAAAAUUGGAACUGGUAUGGGAGAACAAAUGUUAUCUCGUGAAUACUAUUACCUAGGCACUCAGCUUCCUUUGGAUAGAUUCUUGACCUUUUAUUAUGCACAUCCUGGAUUUCAUGUGAAUAAUAUCUUUAUUAUGUUAUCGGUACAACUUUUCAUGUUUGGAAUGAUGUUCAUCGGUGCUAUGGCCUCUACUUUAACGUUAUGUGAUUUCAAUCCUGAUCCAACUGCCGAACUUAGUCCCCCAGGAUGUUAUAAUCUAGUCCCUGUUUUCGCUUGGAUCAAACGUUCAAUCACCUCGAUCUUUCUUGUGUUCUUCGUGGCGUUUUUACCUUUAUUCAUUCAAGAGUCAUCUGAAAAAGGUUUCACUCGUAGCUUUACUCGGCUUGGAAAACAUUUUAUGUCACUUUCCCCCUUAUUUGAAGUUUUUACAACCCAGAUUUAUGCUAAUGGUAUUAUGGCAAAUCUAAAUUUUGGUGGUGCCCGUUAUAUUGCCACUGGUCGUGGAUUUGCCACUGCUCGUAUUCCAUUCGCAAUAUUAUAUUCCCGUUUUUCUGGUCCAAGUAUUUAUUUUGGCAUGAGAAUCUUGUUGAUAUUAUUAUUUGUAUCAUUGACUAUGUGGCUUCCGCACUUAAUUUACUUUUGGGUAUCAGUUAUCGCAUUGGUAAUAUCACCAUUCAUAUUCAACCCACAUCAAUUUUCUUUUAUUGAUUUUCUUGUCGAUUAUCGUGAGUUCUUAAGAUGGAUGUCUCGAGGAAAUUCAAAAUCCCACGCAAAUUCAUGGAUCGCAUAUUGUCGUGUUUCUAGAACGAUGAUUACUGGUUAUAAACGUAAACGAUUAGGACAUCCUUCAGAGAAAUUGGUUAGUGAUAUUCCCCGACCGAACUUUGUUGUUAUCUUUGCAUCAGAAAUCUUGUCACCAUUUAUAUUGGCAGCUCUAUGUGUCAUAGCAUUUUCGUUUGUAAAAGGUUUUGAUCCUUUAAAUCCUGGACAACCAAACAAUGGUCCAAGCGCUAUUAUUCGUGUCUGUUCGAUAGCAGUCAUACCAAUUCUAUUAAAUUCUAUUAUGUUGGCUGGUCUUUUCUUUAUUUCAUUCUGUCUGGGUCCAAUUGUAAAUGGAUAUUUCAACAAAUUUGGAUCAGUGAUUGCAGCAAUUGCUCACACGUGGUCAGUGGUUAGUUUAAUCGGUGCAUUUGAAUUACUAUGGUACAUUGAAGCAUGGAAUAUUCCUCAUGCUAUCUUAGGGAUGAUCGCAUUGGCCGCAAUUCAGAGGUUUAUUUUUAAAGUCUUGAUCAUAAUAUUUUUAUCUCGUGAAUUUAAGCAUGAUGAAACAAAUAAAGCUUGGUGGACAGGAAAAUGGAACGGUCGUGGAUUAGGAAAUUCAAAACUUACGCAACCAUUCCGCGAAUAUAUUUGUAAAAUCGUUGAGAUGUCACUUUUUGCAGCUGACUUUAUAUUGGGUCACAUCAUUUUGUUCAUGUUAGGGCCUGUAUGUUUAAUUCCUUGGAUAGAUAAAUUGCAUUCCACCAUGUUAUUUUGGUUGAGACCAAGCAAACAAAUUAGACAACCAAUAUUUUCACAAAAACAGAAGCAACGUAGAUCACGUAUUAUGUGGACAUAUGGAUUUUUAUUUUUAAUAAUGUUUCUUUUAUUUUCUGGGUUAAUUGCUGGACCUAUAUUUGUUGGAGUUAAUUUGAAAUUGGAUGUACCAAUAUAA
Diversispora eburnea is the source of this 5898-nucleotide messenger RNA. The record is from the annotation of a GenBank genome assembly. Lineage: Eukaryota; Fungi; Glomeromycota; Glomeromycetes; Diversisporales; Diversisporaceae.